UAUAUAUAUUUUAGCCUUCAUCUUUCUUUUAGAGCUUUUACAAUAACUCUCAAUACGGAAAUAUACAAGAUGGUGAGAGCUCCAUGUUGUGAGAAAAUGGGGCUGAAGAAAGGCCCUUGGACUCCUGAAGAAGAUCAGACUCUCAUCAAUUAUAUUAACCUCUAUGGCCAUGGAAAUUGGAGAGCCCUCCCUAAACAAGCUGGUUUAUUAAGGUGUGGAAAAAGUUGUAGACUUCGAUGGACAAAUUACCUAAGGCCAGACAUUAAACGAGGAAAUUUUACCGCAGAAGAAGAGGAAACCAUUAUUAAUCUACAUCAAAUGCUUGGAAACAGAUGGUCCGCAAUUGCAGCAAGGUUACCGGGAAGAACAGACAAUGAGAUUAAAAACGUAUGGCACACCCAUUUGAAGAAAAGACUAAGACAAAAUUACGCCACUCCACAGCUCAGAAACUACCCCGUCAUGAACGAAGAAGAAUCCAUAGCACAACAACCCUUCAAAUAUACAAACUAUGGAUCGAUGCCGAGCUCUGCUUUGGCUUUUUCACCACCUCAUUGCUCCAGCGAAAGCUCCUCCAUCAUCACGGCGGAGAAUGGUGAGUCGUGGACGAAUAAUCUACCGGAGGCGGAUGAGAAUUUUUGGAGGGAAGUUUUGGGCAGCGACCAAAUGGCAACGGUGGGAAACCAACAAGGAUUUGAAGGUGAAACUAGUGAACGUCAACUUGGUAAUCUUACAAAUGAGCAGCCAACUCAUGAGACUACGGAUUUUUGGACAAUAUUUUUUCAAGAGGAGGGGAUUUAUCUGAGUUGAAAGAUAUGAUAUUAUGAGGUUGAUGAAGCUAAUUAGUUUUUUUUUCUUUUGGGUGGGAAAAACUUAGUGGGUUAUAAUGACAAUAGGCUACUUUUCUUUUCUUUUUUUCCAUUUUUUUGACCUUUUAGGGGGAGAGAUUGUAUUCACCAUUCCAAAAGUUGUCAAAAUUUAUGGGGUUUUACACAUCACAACGUUUAGAAAGGAAAAAUCAGAACAGAAAAAAAAAAUCAGAAAAAUAGAAACCAAAAAAAAGAAAAAAAAAAGUUUGAGAAAAUUGAGCUAGGUUUGUUCUUCAAGUUGGUAAUUUCUUAAAUUAUUAACAUACCUUUAAGUUGGUCCCAAAUAACAUCAAUGCUAAAAACAAAAAAAAGUCAUCCACUGUA
Cucumis sativus (cucumber) is the source of this 1190-nucleotide messenger RNA. Its product is annotated as transcription factor MYB4. The coding region runs from base 70 to 807 and encodes 245 amino acids. The record is from RefSeq and is a predicted model, not a curated record. NCBI's taxonomy places the organism in Eukaryota, Viridiplantae, Streptophyta, Magnoliopsida, Cucurbitales, Cucurbitaceae. The transcript has 3 exons.